Messenger RNA from Peniophora sp. CBMAI 1063, 1362 nucleotides. NCBI's taxonomy places the organism in Eukaryota, Fungi, Basidiomycota, Agaricomycetes, Russulales, Peniophoraceae. The record is from the annotation of a GenBank genome assembly.
AUGUUUUCUGCUACUACCAUCGCUGCUCUCGUUACCGUCGCUACGACCGCUCUCGCUCAGGAGGGCGGCGCAACCGCGUCUUCCGUCGCCGAGCUCAUCGCUCAGCUUCGCACUGCUCCUACUGAGGUCGACCGCCUCAACCUUCUUGACCAAGAGGAUCUGCUCUUCGACUUCAACGGCCGUACUGAAGGUGCUGGCGUUACCGUCGGCGCUGCUGGCCGCACGGUUGCCGCUUCGUCUGCCAACUUCCCCUUCGUGACCGGCCAUGGUGUCUCCAUGACCAUCGGUUACCUCGGUCCCUGCGCUAUGAACAGCCCGCACACUCAUCCCCGUGCCUCCGAGAUCAACUUCUCGCUCAACACUACUCUCCGCGGCGGUGUCCUCGUCGAGAACGGCGCGCGCUUCGCCGAGAUCGACAUCCGCCCCGGCACCGCUACCAUCUUCCCUCAGGGCGCCAUCCACUUCGAAAUGAACCCGUCCUGCGAGGAGGCCAUGUUCGUCGCCGGCUUCAACGGCGAGGACCCCGGUGUUCAGCAGGUCGCCCAGCGCUUCUUCGGCCUUCCCCCGGACAUCGUCGGUGCUACCCUCGGUGGCCUCAGCAUCCAGGAGGUCGCCAACCUCGAGGGCUUCAUCCCCGACAACGUCAUCUACGGCGUUGAGGAGUGCCUGGCGCGCUGCGGCAUUGAGCGCACGCCCCAGGAGACCGCUCAGCGCCAGCCUCGCGUCGAUGCCAACGCUUUCCCCAAGGGCGUCGAGGCGUACAACGUGUACGACUUGAUCGUUGAGGAGGGUGAGACCACUACCGGCGAGCCCGCUGCUGAGGGCGAAGGCGAGGGUGAGGGCGAGGGCGAGACUGAGGAGGGUGCCGGUGAGGAGGGUGAGGGUGAGGAGGAAGAGGAAGGCGAGGGUGAGGGUGAGGAGGCUGAGCCCGAGACCGAAGAAGGUGAGGGCGAAGCCGAGCCCGCUGAGACCGAGGAGGGCGAAGGCGAGGCUGAGACCGAGGAGGGUGAAGGCGAGGCUACUACCGAGGAAGGCGAGGGCGAGGGCGAGACCGAGCCUGCCGAGGGUGAGGAAACCGAGCCCGCUGAGGGUGAGGAGACCGAGCCUGAGACCGAGGAGGGUGCCGGUGAGGAGGGUGCUACUGAGGGUGAGGGUGAGACCGACGCUGAGCCUGAAACCGAGGAGGGCGAGUCCGAGGAGGGUGCCACGGAGGGUGAGGGCGCUACCGAGGGCGAGACCAACGAGGAGGGUGACGCUGAGGAAGGCGCUGAGGGCGAGGGCGAGGCUGAGGAGCCAGAGAGCACCUACACGGUCGUUGUGUCGGUGCUCGCUGCUGAGCCCACUGCCGCUGCUGAGGCAUAA